GGUCAGGCGGGAAGCCGUUUCCUUUGUGGCGGAGGCUCUUGGAGGAAGAGACGCCUCUAAGAUAAGAUGGUACCCCUCCCCAGCGGCAGCCUGGUGAUCGUCAGUUGGUUUGUUGGCGUCGGCCCAGCUUGGUGCAGUGAAGUGAGUGCAGGUCGCUGUGCAGGCGACAGACCAGAGAACACAUUUUGUCAUCUCGGUCAUCAUCAGAGGCGGUGCUCGAGGCUUAUAAAUGCUACUCGCCAUAUUUUUGUUUGGAUCUCUGCAGCCACAAGUUCUUGCUCAGAUACAGCCUGGCUGUAAUGUGAGCACAGUGAAUGACUACAUCGUCGCUACGUGUGAUAAUUUAUCUCUUCAGGAAGUACCAACAAACCUUCCCCGAAAUAUCAGUGUGUUGAGUUUCAGCUUCAAUCAACUCACGAAUUUAACAGACCAACUUGUAACAAAUGACUGUGACCUAAACCGCACCGCCUAUCUGUGGUGUAGCCGGUUUCCAAACAUAGAGUACCUAAAUUUAUCUAACAGCGACAUUAAGAUAAUUUCAAAUUAUUCUCUCUUUGGCAUGGAGCAUCUGAAGAAGAUUGACAUUGGGAAAAAUAUACUUGAGAAUCUUCCAUCUCAUAUAUUCAGAAGUAACAGGUUUUUGUUUUAUGUCGAUGUUUCAGGAAACAAUAUCAAGUUCAUACACCCAGAAGUUUUCAAAAACUUGUGGUUUUUACAGGUGCUCCUCAUAUCCAAUAAUCGCAUCGUUGACCUUCACCCCGAGACUUUUGAUGGACUCCUGAGCUUGCGCUAUCUGUGGCUGGACAAUAACGCGAUAUCAAGACUUAGUCCCGAGCUCUUCAAGAAUCUUGGAAACUUAAGACAAUUUAACGUGAACCACAAUCGUUUGAAAUGCAUCUCACAGGACUCUAUGGAUCAACUACCAGACUUAAGAGAAAUUGGAGCAUCUCACAAUCAAAUAACGUUUUUAAGUCCAGCGAUAUUUUCAAAUAAUAUAAAUCUGCAAAUUGUUGACUUAAGUCAUAACUUGAUACGAAAACUAUCAAAAUACACAUCUUUAGACUUGAUUAAAAAAAAAGUAGUUGAUCUCUCUUUCAAUCAUAUUGAGUCGUUGUACCUGAGCUAUCUACCUGUUUCAUUUAAAAGUCGUAAUAAAAGAGUAGAACUCGAUAUGAAUACAGAUUUAUGUCUGGACCAUAUUGGAGUAAAAUAUCCGUGCUUUUUAACCUACGAAAAUGAUAUAAAAGAAAACUGUUUUCAUUGGAUUGACUUUUCUCAUAAUAAUAUAAAAACCCUAAAAUAUAGUAAUAGUAAAGUUGCUCAUUCCUUGGAGUUUGCAAACAUUUCUCUUGCAAGCAACAAAAAACUUGAAAUUAAAGCAUCGUUUUUCAAAACAGAAAGGUUUGUCACGCGUCUUAAUCUUGAUGGAACCAACUUUAAUUGGAAGAACUUGACGCUGAUAAAUGAAUUAUUAGAUCUACCUUAUUUAAAAAUUCUAAGUGUUGUAGGAACUGGUAUUUGUGAAUACUAUACAAGACAGGUGCUGUCGUCUAUUUUUAAUCCUAACAUGCAUGUCAAUGUUAUAUAUGAUGGACCUAUAACUGAAGACUUAUUAACAAACUUAGGCAUGCUGAAAAACAAAAGUGUAUCGUACAUAAUUGAGGACACGAUUGAAUUAGGCAUUAUUAAUUCCACAGAUGAUGAUAUUACAAAAUGUCUGGAAGUCAGUAAUGCCUAUAAUGCAAGUAGUUUGUGCAGUUUUGAAUGUGAAUGCUAUGCGGAUAGCACCGUGACACUGAAAAAAUUCUACCCUUCAAGUUUCGAAUAUCCAUGUGCCUACACACUAGACUGUUCUUAUUAUUCAUUUACCACCCUACCAGAUAUUAAAUCGAAUAUUUCUUGCAUUUUUCUUUCGCAUAAUAAUUUCGAAAGAAUUGAACAGGAUUACUUUAAUGGUUUUCAUGAGAUAAAACUAUUAGAUUUGUCUUACAAUUACUUAAAUUAUUUACCGGAUAAAGUAUUUAAUAAUUUAUUCAGUCUAGAGGUUCUUAGUCUUGAUAAUAAUAAUCUAACUAGUAUACCGCCAAAUCUUUUCAAAUACUUGAGUAAGUUAAAUAUGCUAACUCUCCAUGGUAAUAGUAUAUCUUCUUACAAUUCACAUGCCUUUGUAGAAACACCGCAUCUAGUUGUGAUUACAAUUGACUUUGCUAACUUGGACAAUCUUCAUGACGUGACUUUCCAAAACAUGUCUUAUCUUUCGUUUCUGAGGGUGCGUGAAAACACAAGGAAGUCGGGUCAUAAGAACAUUGUUACUACAGAAUUUCUAAAAUAUCUUUGUACACUCCAAUCACUGAGUGUAGUUGGAUUUAAUUUAAGUGAAAGUUUUAAUUGCUCAAUUUUAUGUUCAAAACAUAUGGAAACCUUGGAACUAAAAGGUAACUAUUUACCUGUUCUUACUGAUGACAUCUUCAGUAGUCUUGGUGACAUCAAUAAAAUUAACGUACCAGCUAAUGGCAUUCAAAGUCUGGGACAUCACACAUUUAGAAACUUGACAAAGGUCAAAUAUAUUGAUAUUUCUUGUAACUCUAUUGAGGUUCUUCAUGCCUCUUUGUUUUCCGAUAUGCAACAACUACAGUUUUUAAAUGUAUCUCAUAACAAAAUAUCUUGUGUUUAUGUGGCAAUGUUUCAAAACUCACCGAUGUUGUUUGGUCUUGACAUUAGUUUCAACAGAAUUGUAUUCAUUGAUUCAAACAUUUUUAAAAAAUUUUAUAAUUUAAAAUUUGUACUUUUAAACAAUAAUAAUAUUACAGUUGGAGGUGAAACACAUUUCCUAAAUGAAAAAAAGACAACAUGCAUCCAUGUAGAUAUAUUAGGUAACAGACAAGAAUUAUAUUUAAAUAUUACGGACAUUGAGUCUGUUUCCCAGAGGAAUCAAAGCAUUGUGUUCAUAAAUAUUUCAAACAAUACCUUUGAACUUUUGGAUGAAACCAUGUUUAUACAUAAUAGAUUUUUAAAGCAAAUCAUAGCUUCUUAUAAUUCAAUUCAUCAUAUUAGCAAUGGAACUUUUAAAAAUUCCGGAUAUCUUGAAAAAAUAGAAUUGAACGACAAUGAACUUGUUGUGAUAAAUGCGAGUAUAUUUAAAAAUUUAACACUCUUGAAUAGUUUAGCUCUGCAAAGAAACCGUAUAGAAUUUAUAGAACACGGUGCAUUUCAAGACCUAAAGGCACUGGAGUUUCUCUGGCUUUCAAAUAACAGACUUAAAACAUUUGACCCAACUUCUUUACCCAGAUCUUUGAAAACUAUAUCACUGAGCAAUAAUUAUAUUAUAAUAAACAACUCAAAUGCCUAUCAACUUAAGAGUUUGAAAGAACUAUAUUUAAAUUAUAAUCCACUGAAGAAUGUUAUUGUCGACGAUUUCUUUUCUUUUCCAUCGCUCGUUGUUUUGGUUCUAGAUCACACAAAUAUACACAAGUUCAGCACAGAGGCAUUCAGGAACACUACAAGCCUUUUAUAUCUUAAACUGAGAAGAAGCUGUGUCCACUCGCUCUCGGGUCACCACUUCUACAACUUGCGACGUCUUCUCGUACUGGACAUUAGCAAGCCAAGAACGCACGGCUGUGCUCCAGGAACAAACAAUGUUCUGAGCUGGAAGAACAUCACCCUGAUAAACUCUUGGUUUGAACAUGCAUAUCUUCAGUACCUGAACCUCGCGGGCCAUGACAUAUGCAAGGACCUGUCUUGGAACCAAGUGAUAAACAAUAUAUUUUUGUCUGAAACAUGGAAAAUCGUCUUUUGCUCAGAAGAAACCGAACUGCCGCAAAUGGUUCUUAGUCCAGACGCUCAUUUGCUUUUAAACUGGGAAAUAAUUCCUUGGCAGUGAUGUUUAUGGAAGAGAGCUUUUACAUAUAUAUUGAUUAUCACCGUUAAAGUACUACAUGCAAGUAAGUAUAUUUUCAGUUAUGGAAUUAAUAAAAAUAAAAAAUCUUAUUUUUUAGCAGUAUUCAAACAAUCUUCCAAAAGUAUGAAUACAGGUAAAUAUUCAACAUUCAUGUACAUCAGGGCAACUUCCACUUCCUACAUAAUUGUUUCACUGGUGUUGUUCUAGAAUCCUACACAUUCUGCAGUUGAAUUCCCGAGUUCAAAGAGAUAAUCUAUUAUAAUUAUAUUAGAUCUAAUGUUUGAUAACUGUUGUGUCUACACUUAUUAGCAACUGGUACAAGAAAAUAAUUGUGGAAAUUGUAGGUUCUACUAGACAGUAUUCAAUUAAUAUUUUUUGUUAGACAUCAUUUACUUUUUUUCUCACAUCAAACACCAAGAUCGACGCAGCCAUGGAAAUAUGUUUUGAAGGUUAUUUGGCUGUGAUAACUCAUUCACCCAGAAUUGCCAGAAAAAUUGUACAUAACUCACCUGACUUGAGUGUAAUACGUGUCUUUUAUGUUCAGCUCGUAUUUUGUGUUACAUUUGCUGGCCUUAAAUAUUUAUGUGUUUCUUCUUAUUGAGCAAUACGACCAUCGAUUUUCAGGUGUGCCAAAAAAUGUUUAAGUAUAGUGCGCAUUCCAUGUGGAUCGAGUAAAAAAAAGCAUUAUUGCAUUUGUAACACAUGCACUAGCCAAUAAACAGUUAAAAUUUUCUUGAAAAAGUGUAGGAUUACAGAUACUUACCGAAUAGUAAAAUAUGCCACGAAAUGGUAGGGUAUGUAAAAAUGUAUGUAAUUUAUAAUUAAGAUACAUAAAAUAUAACGUUUCUUGAAAAAAUUGCAGCAUUAAUUUAUGAAUAUUUAUACCUUGAAUUGAUAGAUCAAAACUUUUGCUCUCUGCUGAAUUAAAGGUGUCACAUUUUUGACACAUGACACAAUCAAACUUUGGCAGAUGAAUUUUCUUAGAAGAUAAAUCAAAUAAUUAGGUUAAUUAUAACCUACAUUAUUCGCUAGAGUAGUGCUUCAAAAAAUUGUGUUUUUGUUUAUUGCGUGAUAACAUUUAUAGCUUGUCUCAUGUUUAGUUUGUAGUGUGCAUUUAAAAGGGCAUUGGUUCUCUCUUAACAAUGCACGAUAUCUUCUGUUAGCGCUGUCCUUGAUUCGGUGUGCUCUGGUGCCAGAUAUACGCGUGAAGGUGCUUGGAGCCAGAAUCUAAACAGCUGUUACAACUAGCAUACAGCACGCUACGCUACGUACCUAUCCCACCCCCUUGCCCCCCCCUUUCAACCGCUAGUGCAAGCGUUGGAGUGGCGUCGCCGCUGACGCACUCUCCUCCUCUACCGGUUCCCCCACCACGUACCUAACUAUUACCCUCACGCGAUCGGAAUUUUCGUAACACUUGAAAAUUGUAUCCCCCUCAGCAAAGAAGUUUCACUUCCAAAACGAAAAGAGAACACUUCAAUUGAACCUGGGCGUUGCUAAUAACAUGCAAAACAAGCCACAACAAUUGAACCUGGGCGUUGCUACUAACCUGCAAAACAAGCCACAACAGUUGAACCUGGGCGUUGCUGCUAACAUGCAAAACAAGCCACAACAAUUGAAUCUAGGCGUUGCUGCUAACAUGCAAAACAAUCUACAACAGUUGAACCUGGGCGUUGCUGCUAACAUGCAAAACAAGCCACAACAAUUGAACCUGGGCGUUGCUGCUGACAUGAAAAACAAGCCAAAAACGGACACAGCGUACAUAAACCGAGCAUUCAAAGUUACAAUUUUUCUGUGACGAACAUGGCACACAUCAAUGCUGCAGAAAAUUCGUUGACACGACGUGCUCUGUAUGGGUGCGAGUUGUUAGGACACUUAAAAAGCCUCACACGGGUCUGGAACCCAGAAUUCCUCGCACCACAAGCCGGCGCGAUUCAGACUGCACGGAGACUGGCUUCUGUACCACACUGCCCGUGACACCUGCACGGGCAAGCUGGGGCCAGGGAGUAACCUUGGGCGAAAAUAUCGGUAGCGAAAUGUUCUUCCUGCUGUUGUUCAAACUGGUGCCUUUUUGUCUGUUCUUUAUUAAUUAAUAUACUAUUUAUAUUUAAAAAAUUUAAUUAUGUUUUAAAAAUGUUAAGUUGCAUAAUUUAUUUGUUGGAUACUGAUAUCUUAAACUAUUCACUUAAAUAAUAAUUGUAAUAUAAAUUUAUACAUAAACACUGAUAACCGCAAUAAAAACCGUGUUCCGCACGGGUUAUACGGUUCAAAAAUAAUAGCCCAAUUAAUCAAAUACCGUUUUAUUCACUACUCCUACUUACACUAUUAAUAAAAUUACAACACUUAAAAGUCUGAUCACAAUUUAAUCACUCUUUCAUUUAGUCCACAGUUCACUACGCCCACUGUAGCUCUCGACUCGACAGUGGCUCUUCCUACUGCUGCUCUUUUACCUCGCACCUCUGUCCCAACACACAGCCUCGCACUACUCACUCGUCCGUCGCACACAGCACAUUCCCGGUGCACCGGGCUCCUCAUACGAGACCCGUUGCUUUUCGUCCACGUUCGCUCGCCGAGAGGUCACUCGCUCUCCUCACUUUACUUCUGUGACCGUGCGUUUGAUCGAGAGACGUUUCUUUUAAUAUUCUACUUCAAAAACAUUAAUUUAAGAGCACAAGAGAAACAUAUAACCUUAUCUGUUCGCCAUGUGGAAUCAUCAAUUCUUGUGACACCACUAGACAUAGAUGUGCUACUGCUGUGUGCUGUUAAAGACUGUAAACUUCAAGAAAAACCUUAGAGGGUUCCUUCCCUUCAAAAACAGCUUUAAACUCAGGGGUACCAACCGAAAUCUUAGUAAGAAAAAUACAACCGGAAGACUCGCCUGUGCAUCGAUUGUUUGGACUACAGUGAAGAACCUUCUAGAACUUUCUGUAGCCGUUCCAGAAUUUCUGUUUCGUCCCAGAGAGGUUGAGACGCAAUAGUAGGAAGGGGGCAGGAAUUUAGGGUAUAGAUACUCGGGGUUUUAGGUAGUCCAGUAUGGAGCAGCAAGGACCAUCAAGAAGACAUCACCAUGAAUAAAUGACAUUAGAGAUAUGGAGGGGGGCGCAAGAGUCUUGUGUUUAUUUUCUUUAAUGGCCAGUAAUUUUUCAAAGUCUAAAUGUCUGCUAUUAUACAAUGAUACUUGUAAUUUUCACUGAUGUUUCUGACACCUUUUUUUCCUUCUACUUUUUUUGUAUAUGAUGCACCUGGUAAAGUUUUAAGUAAAUUUUAGUUUAUAGCGCUCAUAAUACUAGUCUGUUGACUUUUUUGUAUGUGAUGCACCUGGUAAAGUUUAAAUUACGUAUUAGUUUAUGGUGCUCAUAACACAAGUCUGUUUUUCUCUCUGUGUGUGUGUUCUCUGCUCCUACUAUGCUAUUUACAUACGUUGGUCAUGUGUGUUUCAGAUUAGUAAAAAUAACUUAAAUACAGAACUACUGUAACGUUAAAAAUUAAAUUGUGUUAUUUUUCAGAGAUCAAGAACUUAUCACUCUCACCUCAAAACAUUGGUUUUAAAGUAACACCGUGAGAGUAAAAUGAUGAAAACGUUUUUGAGAUAUAUAUUUUGUUUAUUAAAAAAUUAAUAACUUCAUUGUACCUGAAAAUUAAUUAAGAUCAUAUUGAUUAUUAUUAUACACACAAACACACACCGGUCAGCUGGAUCUUCUGUCCGCCUCCUGCAGCGCUGCACGGCGGCGCCACUUGGAAACACGUUCAUAACGUCACAGCACGCUGCAAGCCAAACUCCCUUACCACAAGUUACACUCUUCCUUUUCAGCGUUUCUCUGUCCUUUGUUACUGUCUAUUUUACAAAAGCAACAAAAAGGCAGUAAACAUAUAAUACUCAAAUUGCAAUAAAGUAAAUUAAUACAUGUGACGGGGACGUCAAAUCGUACUCUGUAUGCUUUAAUAGUUUAUGUGCUAAUGGCCACUUGUGAUCCCUUUUGAAUUUUUUGUUUACUAUACGCACUAUGAUCGUUUAGUGCAUAAGAUGCACUUUAUUUAUUUUUUGUGCUAGUAAUUUGUGUAGGUUUUGUGCUGCCAUAUAGCUGGUUAAAAAUUUAGGACCUUGGUUGUUUUUUUUUUUGUAUCUGAUAAAUAUGAUUUCAUUUUAUUAAUAUUAUAGAUCCUAAAAUUCAAAUGUUAAAAUAUAUUUAGAGAAUAUUAGAGAAUUCAAAACUAAGUUAGCAUACUAAAAAUCAAAAGCUAAAUAAAAAACAUAACAUAUAUAAUCUAGUUCUUUCACUGAGUUUCUGCUAAACACAGAUAAAGGUCAAGACAUGGGUUAUUAAAAUCAGGUCCAUUUAAAGAUUUUAACAUAGAGAUCGGCCCUCUCUGGGGAGGUAUGUAUUUUAAGUGAGUCGAUGCUUGCAGUGAGUGUCUGGGUUAAAUCAAAUCAGACUCAAGAGAUAAAAAUUGAAUAAUGAUUUCGAAUUCGGUUUUAACUUGGAUUCUACAAUAACUUGUUUCGAAUCCGCGUUUAUAGUCUACGAGGUGUAGGAACUUAGUGUACGUUUUUCCACUUCAAUGUCCUUGCCGUAAGAGUACAUCUUGUGUUCAUACGACUUAGGAGAAGUGAUUGUUUUCUGGCAUGGUGUAUCGCAAUUAACCCUCUGCCGCUGUUUCUGCUGUGUUUCAUUAAAGAUUGUCGGGCGCAUCCAGGCAGAAGAAGCUGCUAGAAGGUCGAGUAUUGCUGGUGCGAGAGCACUUGAGGAUCAAUACUGGAAAAGUGGUUUCUGAGAACAUCCGUUUAGGAAUGUCGCAACUGCGCAGGAAUAUGUUAACAUUAUAUAUAUAUAUAUAUAUAUAUAUAUAUAUAUAUAUAUAUAUAUACUGUGCAAGUGUAUAUAUACAGGUAUAUUCGUCCAUGCAAAACCCUCGGUGGUUAGAGAGGGGAAGUGAUCAAACGAACAGCUCGAUACACUUCAAUACGCGAGAUUGAGUUUCAGAGUGUUGGACGAGGAUCACUCCGAGUGUCUCUCUCUCUCUCUGAUGUGCCCGGCGGGAUGGACGAGGAAUAAAGCCAGCGGAGCCUCUCAAAGCACUCGCGCAUACCGGGAAGUUGUCUCGCUGUGGCUGAUUCGUCGUAGAGAACCGCAGCUACCGGCGUGAGCG
Molecule: messenger RNA, 9043 nt
Organism: Bacillus rossius redtenbacheri
Lineage: Eukaryota; Metazoa; Arthropoda; Insecta; Phasmatodea; Bacillidae
Product: protein artichoke-like
Exons: 2
Coding region: 230-3880 (1216 amino acids)
Molecular function (GO): protein binding
Source: RefSeq, a predicted model, not a curated record